ACUCGUCCGGCCGCCGCCAGCGAGGAAGAUGCCAUCGCCGUGCCGCCGUCCUGGCCGCCGCGUCCUUUUCCUCCUCCUGGCCCUGCUGCUGCCCUCGCCGCCCCCAGCCCGCGCCCCAGCGCCGCCGGGCCCCGCCGCCACCCUGCUCCAGGCUCUCGGGCUGCCUGACGCGCACCGGGGCGCACCCACGCCCCGGCCCGUACCCCCCGUCAUGUGGCGCCUCUUCCGCCACCGGGACCCCCAGGAGGCCAGGGUGGGCCCGCGGCGGACGCCCCAGGGAACCACCCUGAGACCGUGCCACAUGGAGGAACUGGGGGUCGCCGGAAACAUCGUGCGCCACAUCUCGGACCGCGGUGCGCCCACCCGGCCCCCGGAGCCCGCCUGGGCUUCGGGGCAGUGCCCUGAGUGGACCGUCGUCUUCGAUUUGUCAGCCGUGGAACCUGCCGAGCGCCCGAGCAGGGCCCGCCUGGAGAUGCGCUUUGCGACGGCGGCCGCGGAGGAGCCGGCCGGCUGGGAGCUGAGCGUGACUCAGGCGGCCGAAGGCGCGGUCGCUGGGCCCGUGCUGCUCCGCCAGGUGGUGCCCACCCUGACGGUCCCGGUGCGCGCCGAGCUGCUGGGCGCCGCCUGGGCCCACAAUGCCUCGGCGCCUCGCAGCCUCCGCCUGGCGCUGGCGCUGCGCCCCCGGGUCCCCGCCGCCUGCGCGCACCUGGCCGAGGCCUCGCUGCUGCUGGUGACGCUUGACCCGCGCCUGUGCCACCCACUGGCCCGGCCGCGGCGCGAAGCCGAGCCCUCAGUGGGCGGCAGCCCUGGAGGCGCGUGUCGCACGAGGCGGCUCUACGUGAGCUUCCGCGAGGUGGGCUGGCACCGAUGGGUCAUUGCGCCGCGCGGCUUCCUGGCUAACUACUGCCAGGGCCAGUGCUCGCUGCCCGCGGCGCUGUCCGGACCCGGGGGGACGCCCCCGCUCAACCACGCCGUGCUGCGCGCGCUCAUGCACGCGGCCGCCCCCGGUGCCGCCGGUCUGCCCUGCUGCGUGCCUGCGCGUCUGUCGCCCAUCUCUGUGCUCUUCUUUGACAACAGCGACAAUGUGGUACUGCGGCACUACGAGGACAUGGUGGUGGAUGAGUGUGGCUGUCGCUGACGGAGCCAGGCAGGGGCCCAACAAUAAACACUGCGUGGUCCGCUUCCCUGUCUCCG
Molecule: messenger RNA, 1194 nt
Organism: Panthera uncia (snow leopard)
Lineage: Eukaryota; Metazoa; Chordata; Mammalia; Carnivora; Felidae
Gene: GDF1
Product: growth differentiation factor 1
Exons: 2
Coding region: 29-1138 (369 amino acids)
Biological process (GO): SMAD protein signal transduction; BMP signaling pathway
Cellular component (GO): extracellular region
Molecular function (GO): cytokine activity; growth factor activity
Source: RefSeq, a predicted model, not a curated record